CCUUCUUGACCUGUUCACUAAGGCUGCCAGGAAGUGCCCUCAGCUCAUGGAGAAGCGAGAGCAUCUCUUAAAAGACCAGUUUGCAGAGGGGGUCCACGAUGUUCUACUUCGAAAGUACUUGAAAAGUAAGCUUCGUGGUACACCUGGCAUCGACUUCUUUGCCUUGAGGACGGAAGCCAUCGAGUGGGCUGAGGAGAGUGAAGGGGCUGCCUCUUCUUCCAAUCCUGUGACCAUCAGUAGACAAUCUGCAAAAGAAGAACCGAGUGCCAGAUCAUUACUUGACAUCAUGGUCAAACAACAAGAGCAGAUCGAUCAUCAGCAGAAACAACUGGAUGAAUUGACUACCCUUGUCCAGCAAUUAGCCCAAGCCAAGCCCAAUAACUCUACUGGCAGACAGCAGACGAAGGUAACUUGUACAUUUUGUAGCAAGGCAGGACACACAGCAGAGAGGUGCUUCAAGCGACAACUCAAAGAAGCACAUGGUACGAUAGAAGAGUUGAGGAAAGCAACGAAAUCCCCUCCAAGUCAGGGAAACUAACUCCUCUCUCGGACCAGGGUCCCUUCGAAGAGAGGGAAACUACGGACCCUUUUUGUAGUUCUUGUUUUGCUGAGGCGAGUCCUUCCACCUCUAAUGUUGUUGGUAGUUGUCCCACACUCACACUUAGACUAGGGACUGUUGAGACAAAGUGUCUCCUUGACACAGGCUCAAUGGUUUCUACUGUAACU
This is a messenger RNA of Patiria miniata (bat star), 726 nucleotides long. RefSeq lists its product as uncharacterized. The coding region runs from base 47 to 538 and encodes 163 amino acids. The transcript has a single exon. Gene Ontology annotation, molecular function: zinc ion binding; nucleic acid binding. Lineage: Eukaryota; Metazoa; Echinodermata; Asteroidea; Valvatida; Asterinidae. The record is from RefSeq and is a predicted model, not a curated record.